Messenger RNA from Hirundo rustica (Barn swallow), 2033 nucleotides. RefSeq names its product chaperonin containing TCP1 subunit 3 (gene CCT3). The record is from RefSeq and is a predicted model, not a curated record. The coding region runs from base 148 to 1785 and encodes 545 amino acids. Gene Ontology annotation, biological process: protein folding. Gene Ontology annotation, cellular component: chaperonin-containing T-complex. Gene Ontology annotation, molecular function: ATP hydrolysis activity; ATP binding; ATP-dependent protein folding chaperone. The transcript has 14 exons. Lineage: Eukaryota; Metazoa; Chordata; Aves; Passeriformes; Hirundinidae.
GCCGGAACUCGCCGCGCGUGUGCUCUGAUUGGGCGCGGCGCUCAGGCGCGAUUGACCGCGGCGGUGGGAGGCGGUGCGCGGUGUCGCGGCUUUGCCAGGGUCUAGUUCCGAGGCUCUAGAAGGUUCCGCCGUGCUCGAUCCGCCGCGAUGAUGGGCCCGCGCCCCGUCUUGGUUCUCAGUCAGAAUACAAAACGUGAGUCUGGAAGAAAAGUCCAGAUGGGAAACAUCACUGCUGCAAAGACCAUUGCUGACAUUAUCCGAACAUGUUUAGGACCGAGAGCAAUGAUGAAGAUGCUUUUGGACCCCAUGGGUGGGAUUGUGAUGACCAACGAUGGCAAUGCUAUUCUUAGAGAAAUUCAAGUCCAGCAUCCAGCUGCAAAAUCAAUGAUAGAGAUCAGCCGCACUCAGGAUGAAGAAGUCGGAGAUGGGACCACAUCUGUCAUUAUCCUUGCUGGAGAGAUGCUCUCUGUUGCUGAACACUUUCUUGAACAGCAGAUGCACCCAACUGUGAUCAUCUGGGCUUAUCGUAAGGCUCUUGAUGACAUGAUCAGUAUUCUAAAGAAAAUUGGCACUCCAGUGGACGUGAACAAUAAGGAGAUGAUGCUUAAAAUAAUUAAGAGUGCAAUAAACACCAAGGCAAUAAACCGCUGGUCUGACUUGGCCUGUAGUAUUGCUCUUGAUGCUGUUAAGACUGUGGAGUUUGAAGAAAAUGGCAGAAAGGAAAUUGAUAUUAAGAAAUAUGCAAAAGUAGAAAAGAUUCCCGGUGGUUUUAGUGAAGACUCAUGCGUUUUGCGUGGAAUCAUGGUGAAUAAAGAUGUAACCCAUCCCAGAAUGCGUCGCCUUAUUAAGAAUCCACGCAUAGUCCUUCUGGAUUGUUCACUGGAGUACAAGAAAGGAGAGAGCCAGACUGACAUUGAAAUUACUCGGGAGGAAGACUUUGCCCGUAUCCUGCAGAUGGAGGAAGAGUACAUUCAGCAGAUGUGUGAGGAUCUGAUAAGAGUCAAGCCAGAUCUGGUCAUCACGGAAAAAGGAGUUUCUGACCUGGCCCAGCACUACCUGAUGAAAGCCAACAUCACCGCCAUCCGCAGGGUGCGGAAGACUGACAACAACCGGAUUGCCAGGGCCUGUGGAGCUCGCAUUGUCAGCCGCACAGAUGAGCUCCGGGAGGAGGAUGUGGGAACUGGUGCUAGGCUCUUUGAAGUGAAAAAAAUAGGAGAUGAGUAUUUUGCUUUCAUCACUGAUUGCAAAGAUCCUAAGGCUUGCACCAUCAUCCUGCGGGGAGCCAGCAAGGAGAUCCUUGCGGAGGUGGAGCGCAACCUGCAGGAUGCCAUGCAGGUGUGCCGCAAUGUCCUCAUGGACCCACAGCUGGUGCCAGGCGGGGGAGCCACUGAAAUGGCCGUUUCCCAUGCACUGACGGAGAGGUCCAAGGGCAUGACAGGCGUGGAGCAGUGGCCCUACCGUGCAGUGGCCCAGGCUCUGGAAGUCAUUCCCCGGACACUGAUCCAGAACUGUGGCGCUAGUACAAUCCGUGUUCUGACUUCGCUCAGGGCCAAACACACUCAGGAGGGCAGCCAGACAUGGGGAGUGAAUGGGGAGACUGGAGCCCUGGUUGACAUGAAGGAACUGGGGAUCUGGGAGCCCUUGGCUGUCAAACUUCAGACCUAUAAAACAGCCGUGGAGACUGCUGUUCUCCUCCUGCGUAUUGACGACAUCGUUUCGGGGCACAAAAAGAAGAGUGACAGCCAAAGCAAGCAGUCCACAGCACCAGAGGCAGCCCAGGAGUGAGGUUGAAUCUGCCAGGAGAGGACGAGCUGCCUUGACUUUAACAUGGGGAAGAGCUCAAUGCAGUGGCCUGAUCUUGAGGCUGAGCCUGGAAAAGUUUGUUUAAAGUCUGGGAGGGAUGGAAAAUACCCCGGACAGGGGGAAAAGGCAGUGGAUGAUGGUGUCCCUGCACUGGAGGACACUGCUCCUGGGGUAAGGGUUCCAGACUGACAAUUCUCAUCGCCUCAAAAUAAAUACAUUGUUUCAGGCUC